Molecule: messenger RNA, 6185 nt
Organism: Manis javanica (Malayan pangolin)
Lineage: Eukaryota; Metazoa; Chordata; Mammalia; Pholidota; Manidae
Gene: KCTD12
Product: potassium channel tetramerization domain containing 12
Biological process (GO): regulation of G protein-coupled receptor signaling pathway; protein homooligomerization
Cellular component (GO): presynaptic membrane; postsynaptic membrane; signaling receptor complex
Molecular function (GO): protein binding
Source: RefSeq, a predicted model, not a curated record
CCGGCCGCGCUAGGCACUCGCCUGGAGCGCGCGGGCGAGGCGGGCGCAGCGCACCGGGGCUCUCCGGGCCGCAGAGCGGCGCGCUCGCACCGCGGCUCUCGGCGGCGGCCGGGGCGCAGGGCGAGCGAGCGUCCAAGGAAAGGCGGCUGCGUCUUCCGCUCGCGGCCCCGCUCCCUGUCCCCAGCCCGGCGCGGCCACCUCUUUGCCAUGGCUCUGGCGGACAGCACACGUGGAUUACCCAACGGGGGUGGCGGCGGCGGUGGCAGCGGCUCCUCCUCGUCCUCCGCGGAGCCGCCGCUCUUCCCAGACAUUGUGGAGCUGAACGUGGGGGGCCAGGUGUAUGUGACCCGGCGCUGCACGGUGGUGUCGGUGCCCGACUCGCUGCUCUGGCGCAUGUUCACGCAGCAGCAGCCGCAGGAGCUGGCCCGGGAUAGCAAAGGCCGCUUCUUUCUGGACCGAGACGGCUUCCUCUUCCGCUACAUCCUGGAUUACCUGCGGGACUUGCAGCUCGUGCUGCCCGACUACUUCCCUGAGCGCAGCCGGCUGCAGCGCGAGGCCGAGUACUUCGAGCUGCCUGAGCUCGUGCGCCGCCUCGGGGCGCCCCAGCAGCCCGGCCCGGGGCCGCCGCCGCCGCACUCGCGGCGCGGGGUGCAAAAGGAGGGCUCACUGGGCGAUGAGCUGCUGCAGCUGGGCUACGCGGAGCCCGAACAGCAGGAGGGCGCCUCGGCCGGGGCGCCGUCGCCCACGCUGGAGCUGGCCAGCCGCAGCCCGUCCGGGGGCGCGGUGGGCCCGCUGCUCACGCCGUCCCAGUCGUUGGACGGCAGCCGGCGCUCGGGCUACAUCACUAUCGGCUACCGCGGCUCCUACACUAUCGGGCGGGACGCGCAGGCGGACGCCAAGUUCCGGCGAGUGGCACGCAUCACGGUGUGCGGCAAGACGUCGCUGGCCAAGGAGGUGUUCGGGGACACCCUGAACGAAAGCCGGGACCCCGACCGGCCUCCGGAGCGCUACACCUCGCGCUAUUACCUCAAGUUCAACUUCCUGGAGCAGGCCUUCGACAAGCUGUCCGAGUCGGGCUUCCACAUGGUGGCAUGCAGUUCCACGGGCACCUGCGCCUUCGCCAGCAGCACUGACCAGAGCGAGGACAAGAUCUGGACCAGCUACACCGAGUACGUCUUCUGCAGGGAGUGAGCCCCGCAGACCCCUCAGAGACUCCAGGGCAUCCAUUCCCCCACCUUCCUGCCUAGGAGAGGAUUGUAGAUCCACCCCACCCCUGUCUUAACCCCUGCCCUUCAUUCUGCUGUGUCCCACCUCCGGUAGCUGGGCGAGACCCACUUACCCCCGACUUCAGAAUCUGCAGCCGCAAAUCCUCUCGGGUUCUUUUUCUUUUUUGGGCCCCACCAACCGAGAGAUCCCAAAUAUAUCCCCUCCACCCCGUGCUUCCUCUGUUCUGACCUCAAACUAUCCCUCCCACGAAUUGUCCUUCAGUCUGGAUCUGGCAGGACAGUGUGGCCACAGAGUCACCAAGUACCUGAGAAUGACUGAAUUAAAAAUCCGAUUGGACCCUGUCCAGUGUGUGGAAGAUUCCUGGAAAUCUUCUUAAGCUCUUCUGAUUCGUUUGCGGUUUAAGAAAUCAGAAUUGUAACACUGCCUGGGAUAGUGUUUUAAAAGGCCAUUACAGUCUUUUGACCCUCUUUAAAGGUAGGGUUUUAGAGGGCUGGGUGGAAGACUCUGGUCCUGGAAUUAGGAUCCCUUGAAGGCGGUUCAGUGACUGUAAAUGAAUAAAGUUUUGAAAAGUUAACGAUAGAAGAAUGUGGUGCUGACACUAUGAAGGAUCGGAUCUUUUCCACGCAGAAUUAAAGGUUUUCGCGUGUGGUUUAAAUUUGUAGAAAGCUACCCUCCUGCCUGAGGAGGCACCCUUUCUCCUGGGCUCACCGCUAGAAGCCCUUGCUUAGACUGGUUGACAUGACAGCCGUUUUUGGCCAGAGCGGAAAAGAGCGCUGCUGCUCCCAAGGACAAGACAGCCCAGGUCACCUGGCACUGUGGGAGGCCACCUGGCAGUGACUGUAAAUGGAGCUCGGUAGUAAUGCACGUCGUGGGUAUUAGGAAAGCCUGACUUCUUACAGUGAAUGGCAGUAGGACCUUAGCUCUUAAGACUUGGGGGAUGGGGGGGAGGGAGGAAGUAGGGUAGGAGGGGUGGGAAGGGAGGAGCCGCCAUACUCCGUUUAUUAUUUGAAAGUUAAUAACUGUGUAUCAUCGUUUGAGUACAUGCACAUUAAAAAAAUCGCAUAUAAAAACAUGCAAAGCAUUUUAUAAAGAUUAAUAACAGAUUUACUCCUAACUGGCAGUAUACUGAGCUGUUCGAGUCCUAUACGUAGAAGUUGCUGAUACUUAUAUAACCUAACCAAAGAGUUACCCAGUAGGGUUUUAGUUUUCGAACUUUAUUUCUUGUUAAUUAUAAAUCCUGAUUUUAAAAUCUAUUUACUUGAGCAAACUAUGUUUGAUUUUGGUUACUUAGACUUAGGAUCUCUUAUAAAAAUCACUUUCUCCGCCCAGCCAAUGUUGACUUCUGGGCAAACCUGGAAAAUGCCACGUCUUUUCAUGCAGAUUGUUUGACAUUAAGGUGGAAUCUUCUGGAGGGAUGGAGCUGCAGAUAUCUAGAAGCACCAAGGGCUGCUCAUCUGUAGAUAGCUGUAAAAUGUAAUAUUUUUCAGUGCAAAAAAGUACUUAAAAGUGAGUUGAGCAAUAAAAUGGUGUUUUAGUUAAAUGCAAAAGAAACAGAGGAGACCUGGUUGCCUUAUACCUUUACUCUAACAUGGAAUAAAUUCCCACUUGAUAUCUUAUCUACACGUAAGUGAAAGGAAAUGCCUCCUUGUCUUUCAUGCUGUGAGGCUCCUUUAGAUUUCUGUGUUGAUGGAGAAGCCUUUCCUUUUUGAUUUGUUUCAGCAUCUUUCUCUGAAGUAAGUUUUUAAGGAUUUUGUAAGAGUUGUUUCCAGUGUUUAAAUUAGUGCUAUUUUUCCUUCUUUUUAAAAAUGAAUCUUGUACUGUAUCUACUAUGUCCAUAAUAGACGUUAAGAAUUGGAACAAUUUUAUUCUUAGACUCAUGUUAUCCAAUCUGUAUAUAUCAUAUAUAAACAUUUUACACGAAUCAUUUAGUUUUUUAAUUCAUUUACUAAUGCUAUAAAAUUUCUUGUAUUUACCCUCAGUAACUUGCAUCAGAUGGUGUAUAUACUAAAGUAACCUGUUUUAAUGAGUUUCUUAUAUCCUUGACUACAGGGAAAUUGGGUUAGGAAAAACUACAUAAUAUGAGACUGAGUUUUCUCCAUCCUUUUUUGCUUGGUUAUUAGUUGUAUACUAACAAUAUGUCAAUUGUCCACUUAAAACAAGGUGCCUGUAUUGUUAACCUAUUAAUUCUUUUUAAAAUGUUUCUUUACCUGGGAAAGAGUUUUGAAGUUUUUCACUGGGGUUACAUUUUUGGAAAAGUAAAGUUAGCUUUAUAUACAAAGAUUAUAACGGUAAAGGAAAUGAAGUAGAAAUCCAGGAAGUUGUGUUUGCUUAUAUGUUGGGUGUAUUCUCAGACUAGAUAAUGCAUCAAAACUUAAAUCUGUUUCAAUCCUGAAAUAAUUUAGGAAUGUCACUCGCUGGCCAAAAGAGUUUCACAGAGAUUUCUCCUUUAUUUUGUUAGAUUGCUUAACAAAAAGCGUAUAACUGAGAAUGAGAACAUAUUAGGACAGAUUGAAACCACUGAUAGAUGGUAAGACUCUUGAGAUUCUGACUUGUUAAAUCUGUACAACUCCAGGAAUCAUGGGAACCUGCUAAAAUCUGUCUCUGCCACUCAUGUCUUAAAUGAGUUUUAUCUUGUAAAACUUUGAAUUGGAACUAUUCCGCUUCUUUGUGUGUACAUCUUACUCCUCCACACACUCUUGCUGCCCUGUUGAUUCUCUACCCCUUUCAUUAUUUGACAGACUGGAAAUUUAAUGGUUAGAGACAGUAAACUGCCCCCUUUUUUUUAGGGAUGACUGUCCCCUCUACAGUUGGCAGUCAGUACAUGAAAAUAUUCUACUUUUAGCCCAAAGUAAAGGUUGGGUAGGAAACUCAUUUUACAUUGGGUACACAGCAUAACUGAGGUUAGGUGACCUGGCCUGGGCACUUUUGGGUCCCUUCUCCACGUGCUUUGGGCCACGGAAGGAUCUUUAACAGUUUACAAAGUGGGCUGGACUGUUGGUUGUCAUCUGUGAACUUGAUGGCAUAUUGUGGGUUCAUUUGAGUAAACCUUCCAAAGACACCAUUGGAAUAACCUGGAAAGAUGUCAGAAAUUAUUCAGAUAUAAUUAUGACCGCAUUAACUUGACUCUCUAGCAUGCAUUUACAUAUGUAAUGGCUUGAUUACCAUUUGGUUCAUAAAUGAGUGGCACAACUGAGUGGCAUUAGAUUUUAAUAACAAGUUUAAUUUUUAAGAAAGAAUUGUUGAAAAAACAGGUACUGUGUUCAGUGCUUUUACACCAAGUGUUUGACAAGUUGUCUGAUUUUUAAUAUGUGUAGACAACUAUAUUCUAAUUUUUCAAAUUAUAUGUUGUGGAAAAUAUUCCUUGAAGGUUUGAGACGUAAACAUUUUUUUCCCCUUUCAAUACUGCUUUCAUUCUUGUGUUUAUUAAUUUGAUUUUUGGCAUUGAUAGCAAAGUAGUAAUUUGUGAUACUAGCCAAAAUUACCUUCUCUUUCAAACCAGAUCUAUAUAGUCAUGGGGCCUGUUGCUUCUCUGAGGAAAUGCAUAAUCUGUGAGACUCAGACAAAAUGGGCAACUGGCAAUGUUCAUAGCAGACUCCCAAUUUUUAUUGGAAUUUUCCAUGCAAUGUUAUUAUUACAUUGAAGCCAUGUAAGGUGAAGCUGUGAUAAUUUUUUACAUUUUAAAUUAUGGUAAAUUCUAAUCUAAUAUUUAAAACAUUUUUGUAUGCCACAGGAAAAAUGCUCAAUUAGAGUGAAGGCGUUUAGAAAAGUAUUGACUGGAGGGGAUGAAUUCUUUAAUUUCUUUUAUAGUCUGAAUCAUAAAUACUUUACUAAAUGGACUUAAAUUUCUAAAAUAGUAAAUAAUAUUUUUAUUAUAACCCUACCGGAGUAAAUCCUUUGAAAUUUUUUUUCCUUACUAUAUAACUCAUUUAAAAACUAAAUUAGUUUUCUUAGGUGACCUAAAACUGUCUCUUGAGAAGUAAAUAAAAUACUCUUGUGUUUCCAGUGGCUAUAGUAACUGAGAUAGGGUUACCUAGACCCAGAAACAAGUUACGUUGAAGUUAGUACCUUUUCUUUGUCACAGUUUUGGACAAUAAAAAUCCAAAAGCCUGAAGAUUAAGAUUCUCUGCUGGGACUCUGGAAACUUAGAAGAAAUUCAACCAGAAUAUCUACAUUAGAAUAUAAUCUUGUGUGGUAUAGAAAGGUGGACUAGUAACCAAGAAUUCUUGUCACCUGAAGCAUUUUAUGAUUUCCCUAGCUAAAUUUUUUUUAAAAAAUGUGUUUUGAAGUAUGUGAACAUCAAUUGUAAUGUAAACUAUUAUACAACUGUCUUUGUGACCUCAUAGGCAGGUGAAUUUUGCUAUUACUAUUGAAUAUAAAUGAUGACAAUUCAUUUAUGACCAGUCAAACAACAUUAGUGACAUUUAAUGACAAAAGGUUAAAAUGUCCAUCUGGAUCUUAAUUUUGAAGAUGUAGAUUAUAUGUUAUCUACAUUUUUCAGGGCAUCUGAAAAACUCUUAUCUGCUAAGUAAUGUAAGAUACCCAUGGAGCUAUCUGGGAUUAUGAAAUUGUUGAAAAUAUUAUAUGCAAAGUAUAACACAGCAUUGAGACAUUUUUUUCAAAAUAGAAGGGGAAAGGGAAAAAAAUCAUUAUAUGAUUAUCAGACUUUUCUAGUGAAACAGAAAGCCAAAAGAAAAAAAAAAACCGUCCUGCUAUAUUAAAAAAAAGAUUUUGGCUGAUGAAGUCUUUUCAGACUUGCCCAAGUUUUAAGUGAGAAUUAAUUUCUUCAACCACCUAAAUACUCUAGAGAUUUUUAUUCCCCCUGCUCACAACCAGUUGUAUAACAGAAAUACUCGAUACUGUUUUCCUCCCUGUGUGUGAAGUAAUGAAUCAUUGAUUAUGUGACUUGUUAUAUAUUCUAUUAAACACUAAAGAAUAAAACAUUCACUCCUUUAAUUAUU